This is a messenger RNA of Phytophthora sojae, 966 nucleotides long. RefSeq lists its product as hypothetical. The record is from RefSeq and is a predicted model, not a curated record. NCBI's taxonomy places the organism in Eukaryota, Oomycota, Peronosporomycetes, Peronosporales, Peronosporaceae. The transcript has 6 exons. The annotation marks the transcript as partial.
ACAGCGCACCGUAUCAGUCAGGAGAAAGCGCGGUCCGCACGCGAAGUUCGAUCGACGGGGAGCGAGCGCCAGCCUUUGGACCCUGAACACCUCCUAGCUCGAAAGCUCACGGGGGUGCCCGACGUUGUUUACAACACGGACUGCGGAUCCAAAAAGACCCUUCACAGACACGUAGAGGACGGAUCUAACACGUGCCGAGGUGCGUUCAGCUCCACCAAAGAUCGAUUCGCCAGCACUGCAGCGUAUCGUUCGUCUACUUUCGCUAGUGUGGUGAAGGAGCCCUACGCCGACCCACAAGCCGUGGGCCCUGGCACUUAUCGAGCUCCUCGGCGUGCGAUUAACGUGAAGAAACAGCAAGUUCCGACACCAGCCUAUGUAAGCAAGGCUGCGCGGUUUGAGGAAGCCAACGCGCAGGUCACUGCGGUGCUUGCGCUUGCCAGCCCUACGUCGCCAAGCGACCGCGAGUAUUUUGAUAUGAGCCCGCGCGGUGCCGGGGGAGGUGGCCGCUCGUCACCUGAUAAAGUUCGCGGUCCCGUGCUCUCCACUACCCCUCGCUUCAAAUCGGACGUGUUCCCAGAGCGAUAUGUGUCCUCAAAGCAGCACCGCGUGCUCGCUGAUGCCCCCGAUCGGUUCUACGACGUCAGCCCUUCAUGCAAGUUCUCAGUGAGCGCAGCCGUCGCGAGCUCAAGCUUCAAAUGCUCCGCGAUGCAGUCACGAGCGAGCCGCUUAUCAUCCGAGGCUGCAAUGGUCCACAACACGCCAAACUUCCCUAUCCUAACAAGUGCUACACAGGAAACUGUCGGCCCGGGAGCUUACAGCCCCACUUCCAGACCCACGCCACCUGAAGACGUAAACUUCAUUAUGAUGCCCCACCAUAUGGAUCGCUUCGGUCUGCCAAGCGCCAAGGUGGGCUUCAUCGAAGCUCGCUUCCGCCGCUUUGCCGUGGACCCACAGCCGUCAACGCCA